AUGAAUUGUUUAAGCAUCAAUAUCAGGGGUGUGGGGGUUAAUGGGAAGGCAGAUUGGAUCAGGGGAAUCAAAAAUAAAGAAAAGAUCGAUUUCAUUUCGUUGCAAGAAACACAAUGUGCUUCGAUCAACGAGACUAUCAUUAGAAAAUUUUGGGGUAAAGCUAAGCUUGGUUGGGAAGGGGUGGACCCUACGGGUCGUUCUGGUGGUCUUAUUUGUAUGUGGGAUACGGGGAUAUUUAAUAAAAUUGGUGGAUAUAAAGAUAGUAAUUACUUGAUCGUCAAAGGAAAUAUCAAAGGUUAUAAUGAGAGUAUUUGGCUGGCUAAGAUAUAUGCUCCUCAGAAACUGCGUGAUAAGAAAAGGUUGUGGGAGAGACUUACAGAAAUCAGAAAUAACGAAGGUGGGAUUUGGUUACUAAUGGGUGAUUUUAAUUCAGUUAGAAUACCAGAAGAAAGAAAAGGGUCAGUCUUCAAUCCUAAUUGUGGAAGGGCGUUUAACGAAUUCAUCCAUAAUGCAAAUUUGGAGGAAUACGAGAUGAAAGGGAACCGAUCACAAUCCACUAAUGUUGACGGUGAAAGACUUUAA
Molecule: messenger RNA, 582 nt
Organism: Erigeron canadensis
Lineage: Eukaryota; Viridiplantae; Streptophyta; Magnoliopsida; Asterales; Asteraceae
Exons: 2
Coding region: 1-582 (193 amino acids)
Biological process (GO): base-excision repair
Cellular component (GO): nucleus
Molecular function (GO): double-stranded DNA 3'-5' DNA exonuclease activity; phosphoric diester hydrolase activity; DNA-(apurinic or apyrimidinic site) endonuclease activity
Source: RefSeq, a predicted model, not a curated record